Trichoderma aggressivum f. europaeum is the source of this 1098-nucleotide messenger RNA. RefSeq lists its product as uncharacterized. The coding region runs from base 1 to 1098 and encodes 365 amino acids. Gene Ontology annotation, biological process: protein dephosphorylation. The record is from RefSeq and is a predicted model, not a curated record. Lineage: Eukaryota; Fungi; Ascomycota; Sordariomycetes; Hypocreales; Hypocreaceae. The transcript has a single exon. Gene Ontology annotation, molecular function: protein serine/threonine phosphatase activity.
AUGUCGCAGCCUCUGCGCUCGUAUUCCGACUCGCCCUCUUCUUCCUCUCCGAAAUUCUCCUACCACAUUGCCGCGUCAUUCAUCGCAAAGGACCGUCCGUACGACCCUUCCACGCACGUGUUCCACUUCAACCCAUACAAUCGAAUUCAACCGCCUCGACACCGCCGAAAGUCUUCGCGUCCUGAAUCCGGCCACGAUGCUUUCUUCGUGAGCAGAGUUAACGAAUCUGGCUCUGUGGCCUUUGGUGUUGCAGAUGGAGUGGGCGGCUGGGUAGAUUCCGGCGUCGAUCCUGCGGAUUUCUCACAUGGAUUCUGCGACUACAUGGCGGCUGCAGCAUACGAAUACCCCUCGACAAGCGACAAACCUCUCACAGCGAGGAAGCUCAUGCAGAUGGGAUACGACGCGGUUUGCAAGGACGCAAAUGUGCCUGCGGGCGGCAGCACGGCUUGUGUCGCCAUUGCUAGGCCUGGAGGAGUCUUGGACGUGGCCAACCUGGGCGAUUCGGGUUUCUUGCAACUGCGCCUGAACGCAGUGCAUUCUUAUUCCGAACCGCAAACCCAUGCCUUCAACACCCCGUUUCAGCUUUCAGUCGUGCCUCCCAGUGUUGCCGCAAGAAUGGCGGCUUUUGGGGGAGCUCAACUGAGUGAUUUGCCACGAGAUGCCGACGUAACGCACCAUCAGCUGCGCCAUGGUGACGUCCUCGUCUUUGCUACUGACGGCGUGCUGGAUAAUCUCUUCAACCAAGAUAUCCUUCGGAUCGCCAGCCGAGUAAUGGCCAAAACGGGCGCGUGGAACAUUGCCGAAAACGAGGCAGUCACAGUAGCCGAUUCUCUAGACGAUCUCACAUCCUCUCCCCACGAAAGCAACUCCCAGGACGUGAUUGUGAGGAGAGCCGUGACAUUGCAGAGCUUGUUGGCAACAGAAAUCGUGACUGCCGCCAAACUAGCGAGUAUAAACACGAAGAGGGACGGACCCUUUGCCAAGGAGGUGAAGAAGUAUUAUCCCCAGGAAGGGUGGCACGGAGGAAAAGUCGACGACAUUUGCGUUGUCACCGCCGUCGUCUCGGAAGAUGCGGCUGAUAUCAAGAGCAAGCUCUAG